Racocetra persica is the source of this 222-nucleotide messenger RNA. Lineage: Eukaryota; Fungi; Glomeromycota; Glomeromycetes; Diversisporales; Gigasporaceae. The record is from the annotation of a GenBank genome assembly.
AUGCAUCCUGAACACAACCAUCAGUUGAUUCCUGAAAAUGCUAGAUUUGCUACUUGCUAUCGAAAACUUACUACAGAUAUGAAGGAGCUUAUUGAAAGUUAUACAAUUUGUGAUAUUGAUGUCUCAUCCCAGGUUUGUCGUACUCAUGAUAUACAGGGGUGUGAUACCGCAAAGCUUUUCCAAUACUUUGAAAAAGAACGUACCAAGAAUCCUGAUUGGUAU